Molecule: messenger RNA, 5960 nt
Organism: Ahaetulla prasina
Lineage: Eukaryota; Metazoa; Chordata; Lepidosauria; Squamata; Colubridae
Gene: APCDD1
Product: APC down-regulated 1
Exons: 4
Coding region: 114-1499 (461 amino acids)
Biological process (GO): negative regulation of Wnt signaling pathway
Cellular component (GO): plasma membrane
Molecular function (GO): Wnt-protein binding
Source: RefSeq, a predicted model, not a curated record
UCUUUGAUUAUCCAGGGCUGGGAGAAGGUUCUGCACUUCACGACAGCAGGACUCAUCCUCAAACAUUAGAAAAGAAUGCGUGGCGAACUUUCAAGGAAUCGCAGUGUCAUCACAUGCUGAAACAUCUUCACAAUGGAGCUCGGAUUACUGUACAGAUGCCACCCAUGAUUGAGGGACAUUGGGUUUCAACUGGUUGUGAAGUUAGAGCAGGUCCCGAAUUCAUCACAAGAUCCUACAGAUUCUACCAUAACAAUACAUUUAAAGCUUAUCAGUUUUACUAUGGAAGCAAUCGGUGUACAACCCCAAUCUAUACCUUGGUUAUCCGUGGUAAAGUCCGCCUUCGUCAAGCAUCCUGGAUUAUCCGAGGAGGGACCGAAGCGGAUUAUCAAUUGCAUAACAUUCAGAUCAUCUGCCACAAUGAGGCAGUAGCUGAUAAACUAAAUCAGUUGGUGAAUCGUACAUGUCCUGGAUUUGUAGCAGGAGAUAAACCUUGGGAGCAGAAUGUGAGCUAUGAUUUAUGGAGAGAAGAGAAUGGCUAUGAGUGUACAAAGGCACUGAAUUUUGCUAUGCAUGAACUUCAACUGAUUCGAGUAGAGAAACAAUACCUUCACCAUAAUUUAGAUCACUUAGUAGAAGAACUGUUUCUUGGCGACAUCCACACAGAUCCUGCUCAAAGGAUGUAUUAUCGCCCAUCCAGUUAUCAACCUCCACUCCAAAAUGCCAAGAACCAUGACCAUUCGUGUAUAGCAUGUAGGAUCAUCUAUCGAUCAGAUGAACACCAUCCUCCAAUUUUGCCUCCAAAAGCGGAUUUAACUAUUGGAUUACAUGGGGAAUGGGUGAGCCAGCGCUGUGAAGUACGUCCUGAAGUGCUCUUUCUUACUAGACAUUUCGUUUUCCAUGACAACAAUAAUACCUGGGAAGGUCACUACUAUCAUUAUUCUGAUCCAAUCUGCAAGCAUCCCACGUUCACUAUUUAUGCAAAAGGCCGUUACAGCAGGGGUGUACAUUCAACCAAAGUGAUGGGAGGAACAGAAUUUGUCUUUAAAGUGAACCAUAUGAAAGUUACUCCCAUGGAUAUAGCUACAGCCUCUCUACUGAAUGUUUUCAAUGGAAAUGAAUGUGGAGCAGAAGGAUCCUGGCACGUUGGGGUACAGCAAGAUGUGACUCACACAAACGGAUGUAUUGCUUUGGGAAUCCGUCUGCCUCACACAGAAUACGAGAUCUUCAAAAUGGAGCAGGAUGCCAGGGGGAGAUACUUGCUGUAUAACGGCCAGAGGCCUAGUGAUGGAUCCAGCCCAGACAAACCAGAAAAAAGAGCAACCUCCUACCAAAUGCCCUUAAUCCAGUGUACAUCAGCAGCCCCAAGAAUAGAAGGAACAUUAGAAGAAAACAUUCUAGGCUGGUAUAAUAACGGAGCCUCAACAAGCAAUUCCUGUGCAUUUGUGCUAGCCACAAUAGUCGCUAUUUAUACUGUGCCUCACUUGGACUUUCUCAGCUAGAAGAACAUUUUGAAAUUUCUCAGAUCAGGGCAAUAUAGGAAUUGGGAUUCAUGAGAAUGGCAAAGGGCAUUUUUAAGACAAGAAUAAUUAUUUUCUUGAUGCACUUGAAUGCCUAAAAACUUUUGUUAUUUUCUCAUGUUUUCCUGUAUUUUAAUCAUGAACAGCACUCAUUUCUUUGAGCUUCAUCCAGUCUGAUCUACGGUUUGACAUGACUGCACAAUAAUAAUUGCACUUUAAGACUGCAGUUUCUUUAUUUCAUGUUAAAAACUCUUGUUACAACUAACCGGAACAUAUUCUGCAACCUUUCUUCCAUCAGCUUUGCCGUUGCAGUCCAUUGAAUUAAAACGUAUUUUUUCACUGAAUUUAAUUAUCAGAUAUUAUUAUACUUUUAUAGUGCCAAUAUUAGAAAACUGCAUCUUUCUUAAGCUACAAUGUACAUAUGUAUAUACAAAAAAUUCAAACCAUGGAUGUAUCUAAAUAUACUUUUAUAGAUUUUACAUAUGAAAUGCUUAGAAUAAAAAAACUGAAUGGCAAAUAUAAAAUCUUCAAAAAUUGAAAAUGUAUAAAGAUUUUGUGAAAUUAAAUUCAAUGAUGCAGAAUAAUACAUGACACGUUUUAUAUUGUUGCUCAAUAUAUGAUAAUUUAAUGUUUUUCUGAUUUCCAAUAACUUGUAAUUAAAAUUGUAAAGUAAAAUGGGGGAGGAAAGAUUACGAGACGUCUCAGUUAACAGCCAAAGUAUUUUUAAAAUAUAUUUUCAUGAAAGAAAUGUUGUCAUAUUCAUUGCACGUACCUUGAAUCUCAUUUUAUUAAAGUGGGAAAUUAACUAAAACAGGGCUAAAUCCUAAUAAAUGUCAUUCUUUACAAGGAAACUUUUAAAACUAAGAACAUGUAGCAAUUUGUUAAAGAACAGAUUUAUAAGCAACUUAAAUCAAAUUGCAAACUUGUAUUGGUUGAGCAAAGCAGAGGCAUUUUAGAUGAAGAGUAACUCCAUCUUUACUAGUAAUGGGAAAGAAUAAACUACAAAUAUGUAUCAUUAUUCUUUUUCUUUAGAGUCACAGCUCGUUACUAAAUAAGUCCAGAAAACACAGUAUUCUCCAGAUAGUUUUUUUCUACAGGUGUGCAUUUGUGUGUACUUAUGCACUCACAAAUGCCUACAUCGACUAGUAUGCAUGUCAACUACCACUGUGCAUAGAAAUAGUAAUGAAACAGAGCAUAUGGCUAAGCUAAACCACCAUUAUAUCACAAAACAUAAUAGAUAGCUCUCUUACAUCUUAUAAAAAAGAGUGCAGUAUAUGAUUAUGAUUUAGCCAUUUUGUAACUUUCUUAAUUAUAGAAGUCUAAUUGGAAUUAAAAAUACAAGAAAAAGUUAAAAUGAAGCUUAUCCUUUGAAAUUAAUAAUUAAUUAUGUCAUGUUUAACGUUGUAGCUUAUAAUUUAUUCCCUUUUUAAUAAAAUGCCUUAUUGAAAGCAUUGCAAAAGAUCUGAAUAUGAAUAUGAAUAUGAGAUUAAGAAAAUUCUUACCUAUUUUUUUCCUGGUAUUACGUCAAAACUCAAUAGCAAUUCUACUAAGAUUGCUUUUUGUUAAUAUUAUUUUUGAAUCUUUACAGCUAGCAAUAUAUGUAGAAAAUCAAAAGUACAUUAUGAUCUUUAUUAUUUCUCAAACAUUUCUAAAGAUGAUUUUAAAAUGAUAUACCUACCUACUUCACUUUGGAAGACAAAUGUAUACUUCUGCAAUAGUGACAGUUGUAUUUAAACCCCAUUAUUUUUGAGUUUUUAAACCGAUAAGGUAGCAAUUUUAUUUUUAAUUUAACAGUAAGAAAUAUACAACUUAAUAUGCUUGAACUUCCAGUCAGUACUCUAUACAGUAUUCACUUCCAUGUACUUCCCACAUACUAUUGGAGGAUAUGUGCAUGUUUAUUGACACAAUUUCCUGUCCAAAAUUUCAGUUUACAUACUGACCUGAUCGGCAAAACCCUUCCACUUUUAUAUUUAAUAGGGAAGAUCAUGAGGAUAUCAUAUCUUUAAACUGAAUCCUGCGUUAAAAUAAUGUAGUAUAUAAUGCAUUAUAUUGUUUAAUGCUAAUAAAGGGACUGAGCUCUGAAAUUUUCAUCUCCUCCUGGAAUAGUGAAAUUUACACUAAUGCUGGUUUAAAUAAUCUCCUUCCAAUUGUAUGGAAAAGAAACAAAAUAUAUUAAAACAAAAGGGAAUGGGCAGAUCAUGAAAUUAUAAGCUUCCAUUAAAAUGAAACAAAAAACAAAAAGAACCCAUAAUUGAGCAUUCACAAGAUGUAUGAAAACCAGACAUUCUUAAAAGCAAAUUAGUAUCAUUUGAAAUAUUCCAUUGAUAUAUUGGCCAAAUACUAAUUUCCAGAAAGAAAAGAGAAUUCAUUUAUAUUAAAGGCAUUCAUUUAAAUAAUGAAAACUGCAUGUAAUCCGCUGUAUUUUCUGAUGUUGACAGGCAAAUGGAUUUACAUGUGUGCAAAACUACACCUAACAUAUUAAAACCAAUACAGUAAUCCUCUGCACUUAAAGAGUGUUGGAUUAAUGGGAUCAGCAGGCUGCAAUUGCGUGGAUUCAAGCAUGGUUCCACUUUUUGGGAUUAGAUUGUAAACUGGUUUUAUAUUUAUGUAUGUGCCCAGGAAUUGUAAGAUACAUUUUUUCCUAAUAUUUUAUUCCCUGUUCAUUUUCUAAUUUAAAGUGCUUGGGAAACUUGAGCACAUGAUAAUACCCUGAAUACAGGAAACUAAUUACUAGAAGAAUAACUAAUUCUUCUAAGUAGAACAUGUUUUUGUCAACUACAGCUGUCUCUCAUUUGUUGCUAUCCAGAUGUGUUGAGAUUGAAACUCCCAACAUUCCCUUAGAAACCAUGGUUACAAUACCUCUUAAGGGUGCAAGUCUAUGAAAAUUGUUGUUAGAUUGCAAGAAGAAACAUUUUGCUGUUUUACAAAAAAGUGACAUGCUAUAGUAAACUAAGUAGCAAAUUUACAUAGAUAAAAUGGUGCACAUAAUGCAGGGCUGUCAAACUCCCGGCCCAUGGGCCGGAUGCGUCACAUGCCCAGUUUGGCGAAGGAGAAAAAAGUCCCGAUACAUCACAUGAUGCUGCCGUGACUAUGUGAGUUUGACAUCCCUGACAAAGUAAUUCUGGUAGAAAUUAGCUUUAUUUUAUUCACUUAAUUGAAAUUAUUUAUAUCCAAUUAUCUUUAUUUUUAAAAUAGCAGGGCAUGCUCACAAAUAACUUGGCAUGACAUCGCAGCUAAAGUUCAAGUUUUUCAUUUUGCUCUUAUAUUCUGAGAGGAUAUAUAAAAUCGUCAUCUAAUGUUUAAUAUUUCCAACUCAGAAUUUUAUUUUAUUUUUGAAAAAGUUGCAGAGUUAAAUCCAAAUUUUAUAUUUAUUAAUUACUGUUGUUCAUACUGGCUAUUCUGUAAUGCAUUAAAAAAAAGGAAUACGGUGUAAUCAUUUUUUUAAUGAACCCAGCAAGAUGAUUUAUGUAAAACAACUAUUAGCACAAGCCUGUGCUAGAAACCAAAGUUACACAGAAAAAUGUUCCAGUGCUUCCAACAAGAAUUAAAUGAUUAACAAGACUUAAAAUAUUGCCAUCUAGUGGUAUCAUCUUGCCUCCAAAAGAUGGAUAGAUUUCAUAGUAAUUAUUAUAUUUAUCUAGCAAUAUAAGUCAUGUAUUUACAAGUUGGGGCAGACAGCCAAACUGUGAUAAAGUGUGGAAUAAAUAAAUGAAAAUGUGGAAUAAAAUGUAAAUGGAAAAAAUCCUCUAUCUAGCCAACUAUUAGAUAAAACUAUCACUAACCUCUAGAUUGCCAACAGAAAGCCAUUUUAAAAAACCGGGCUCUUGUCUAAAUUUAGUUUGGGCAACUGCUUUUCAAAAACAUGUUGAAAGCAAACUUCAAUUUAUUGUAUAAUUUAUCUAAACUUUUAUUUUAGGACUGAUGCUACAUUAAAAAAAAGAUUGUGCACAAAUUAGGUUGCAUCAGAAAAGAGGAAUUGUUAGAAUUAUAUUCUAAGCCUGACAGUUCUUAAAACACCCAUUUUGCCUGUUCUGUUCAUGUAACUCAGUUUGUGUAUAAAAAAUGUUGGUCAACUGACUUAAAGGAGACGGGUGUCCAUAGGCUAUGGUCAAGAAUCAGGAUGGUGGUAGCUACAAUGGUGUGACUGACAUGGGUUUUCUAAGGUACACAUGUUUUUAUGCAUCACAACUGGUUUUUUUUUAAUGUGGUAUACUUAAAAAACACGCAGAGCUUUGAUUGCAUUCCUGCAGAUAUCUCUAUAAGAUGAUUUUAAAAACAGUUAAAAUAAAAAUGGCAACAGGAAAACUAGACUUGUGAUACAAAAUCUUUUUUUCUGUAUUUAUAGAAAGGCAAUAUAAGAUUUGGAAAGAUUUACGAACAUUGAAGUUGUUGAAUACCUAAUGUACAAUUCUGUACAUUAUAAUAAAGUAAACUUUUUGUUUU